AUGAGCCCAUCUCGAGGCCUGUAUCCCUGCGGUCGCGCUCGCCGUCCACCUCGACUCGCUCUCGUCGCCCUCGGCCUCGUCCUCGUCGCACAAGCUCGCCUCGCCUCGGCCGCCGUGUCGAGCAGCGACCUCGUCGACUACCUCGGCGGCACAGCGACGGGCCAGUCGCUGGCGACGGUCGCGUACCAGCUCACGGUCGUCGCGAACGAGACGGCGGUGCUUGUGUCGCUCUCGGUCGACAAGGAGAUGGGCGAGGUCGGCUGGUUGGGCGUCGGGCGAGGGACGGCCAUGACAGACGCCGACAUCCUGAUUCUCUGGCCCAACGGCGACUCGACCUGGACGCUCUCGCACCGCACCGCCUCGUCGACCGUCAUGCCCGUCCUCGUCGGCUCGGCCUCGACCGACGACCCGUCGUCCGACUCGAGCGGCCAAGUGCGCGUCGUGCCCUCGCUCAGCAGCGCCGACAAGGCCGACAAGCCGUGCGUCGUCACGUUCGAGCGGCUCCUCGCGCUCGACGACGGCGACAAGUACGGCGGCAAGGUGGCUGGGCUCGAGAACAAGGCCAACCAGCCGUUCAUCUACGCAUACGGCGACACGAACCCGGGCGACUCGGCGCAGGACACGGACCUCAAGCAGCAUGCCUUGAGCGCUAUGGGCGGGACCUACGUCGACCUCUCCGCCAAUUUCGCCGCCGAAACGGCGCCCAUCGACCCGCCGUUGUCGCCCGUCGAGGUCGACGAGAGCGGCUCGAGCGGCGGGUCGGCUUCCUCCUCGACAAAGGGCACGACGGCGUCCGUCUCGGCAAGCCAAGGCAGUGGGUCGGCGAGUGGCACUGUGGGCGCGGGGGCAGCGGACGAGACGGGCACGGCGGCGACGGCGGCGGCGACGGGCGGAGCGGGAGAGGGCUCGAGCGGCGGGUCAUUGACCUCGUCGGGCGCGAGCACAAGCGACAGCGCCACUUCGUCGAGCUCGAGCCCGUCGUACAAGACGCUCAUCACGGUGCACGGCGUGUGCGCCGCAGCAGCCUGGGCCUUCUUUGCUCCUCUCGGCGCGCUAUACGCACGACUCGGUCGAGGGCCGAUGGGUCGGGUCCUCUUUCCGCUCCACUUCAAGCAGCAGGGCUUCGUCACUACGCCUCUUACGCUCACGGCGGUCGUGCUCGCGUUGUGGGCCGUCAAGGUUAAAGGAGGCGGCGGCCUGUCGUACCCGCACAAGACGGUCGGGUUCUGCCUCGUUGGCCUCCUUGUCGCGCAGGACCUGCUCGGCCUGUGGGCGCACCUGUCGCGCAGCGCUGCUUUGCGCGGCUCGAGCGGUCCGACUCCGCCACGAACGAUCCAGGGCUAUCUUCACAUCGUCCUCGGCGUCACGCUCGUCUGCACCGGGUUCUAUCAGGUCCACCUCGGCCUCGAGCGGUACGGCGUGUCGGACAAGGUCCUGCUCAACGCGUUCUACGGCGCUGCAGCCCUCUUUGCGCUCGUCUACUUCGGCUCAGCCGCUAUCGCCGUCGUCCAACGGCUGCUUACGCCGUCCUCGUCGCCGCCGCAUCGACCGCUGCGCCGCCGUCACCACCGCCCUUCCUCGUCCUCGCGCCGCCGCUCGGGCCCCUCGCCUCGCCCUCGCUCUCGCUCUUAUCGCGACACGAUCCACUCUCGGCACGGCGAGUCGAGCCAUCUCGGCACCUCGUCGUCGUCGACUGAUUCGGACGCCGGCUCCGACACGGAAAGAGCGUGAACGAGCGGGGCAAGUGACUCAAGCGGCGCCGGCGCCGGCGGCAGAGGACGGGGUCGCCGUCGCCACGGACGGCGGGCGAGCGGCAGCGACAGCUGGGAGAGCGACGACGAGGAUCGGGGCGCAGCUCGUCGCAGGAGCAGGGCAAGGAGGAGGAGCGAGCGUUGAAACGAGCCCUUUCACCUCCC
Rhodotorula graminis WP1 is the source of this 1916-nucleotide messenger RNA. RefSeq lists its product as uncharacterized. The record is from RefSeq and is a predicted model, not a curated record. Bases 1 to 1731 code for a protein of 576 amino acids. NCBI's taxonomy places the organism in Eukaryota, Fungi, Basidiomycota, Microbotryomycetes, Sporidiobolales, Sporidiobolaceae. The transcript has 9 exons.